This is a messenger RNA of Daphnia magna, 1493 nucleotides long. RefSeq names its product calphotin. NCBI's taxonomy places the organism in Eukaryota, Metazoa, Arthropoda, Branchiopoda, Diplostraca, Daphniidae. The record is from RefSeq and is a predicted model, not a curated record. The transcript is spliced from 2 exons. Bases 151 to 1377 code for a protein of 408 amino acids.
AGCAGAAUCUAAUCUUUCCAUCUUCAAGGUUAGCCCUGGAAGACCUCCUACGCCCAUCGCAACUGCUCCUAUAAAAACGGAUGGCAACUCCAUUUUCAAUCGUCAGUUACCGACGAGUUCUCAGUACAGUCUUCUCAACUCGAAAAAGAAAUGAAUCCAUUGAUCUUGGUCACCCUUUUGGUUGCCGCCGCUUCGGCAGCACCUACCAAUUUGGUCAAUCCCGCCGUGCCAUGCGCUCACGGAGUUGCCGCUGUAGCUUACGCCGCUGCCCCGGUCCCUGCUGCCCUGACAUACGCCGUGCCUCAGGCCGUUCAUGUUGCUGUUAAACCCCAAAUCACCUACGACUUCCCAGCACCAGUCUCAGCUCCUGCUCCUGCCCCAGUUGCAGUUGCUGUCCCUGCUCCUGUUAAAGUUGAGUAUGACUUCCCUGCUCCCGUCUCCGCCCCAGCUCCCGCCCCCGUUGUAGCUGUUGCUGCUCCAGCCCCUGUCAAAGUUGAGUACGAUUUCCCUGCUCCCAUCUCUGCUCCUGCACCUGCACCAGUUGCCAUUGCUGCUCCCGCACCCGUUGAGGUUAUUAAGAACACCAUCGAGUACGACUUCCCUGCUCCCAUCUCCGCACCAGCUCCUGCUCCCGUCGUAGCUGUUGCUCCAGUUGCUGUUGCUGCUCCAGCCCCUGUUAAAGUCGAAUACGAUUUCCCUGCUCCCAUCUCAGCUCCUGCUCCUGCCCCAGUUGCUGUUGCUGCUCCCGCUCCAGUUGUCUACGCUGCACCUGCCCCAGUCAAGGUUGAGUAUGACUUCCCUGCUCCCAUCUCCGCUCCUGCCCCAGCUCCCGUUGCUGUUGCUGCCCCAGCUCCAGUUGCUUACGCCGUUCCAGCACCAGUCCAGGUUGCAGCCCCAGCUCCAGUCGCUUACGCCGUUCCAGCACCAGUCCAAGUUGCAGCUCCAGCUCCAGUUCACGUUGUCCCUCACGCCUUUGAGACACGCGUCCACUACGCCGAGACUCCCGUUGUCGUCGGACAAACUGCCCACAUCAUAAAGCCCAACUUGGGAGCUGGUGCCCAUGUCACCAACUUUGACUUUAUGGGACUCGCUCAGACCAAAGGUGUUGCCCAGGAAUCCUACGUCCAGAAAUCGAAAGUCUUGGCCCCGGCUCGCAGCGUCUCCGAGAUCACUCCGCAGGUGACUGUCCAGCACCCGACCAAAGUCAACGUGCAGAAGGUCGCUGUUGAGGUGCCCGUGGCCGCUCCCUACGCCCAGCCCUACCCCGUUCCAGUUGCUCCCCAAUACGAAAUCCACCAAUACCAUCACGCUGUUGCCACUCCCGCUGUCCACAUGGUCAACGGUGUCCCAUGCGCAGAACACAAGAAGACCUAUUAAAUGAACUCCACUAUAUUGUCAUGUUGCAUCUACACGGAAGCUCAUAACAUUUAAUGAAUGAUUUGGUUCGAUCAGAUUAUGCAAUGUUAAUAGUGAAAUACAUGUUGUUAUUGUUA